UAUAAGACAACAGACUGUGGAUAUUCAGUCUAGCUCCUGCUUUGCAUUUGGUUUCCUCUAAACAAACUCCUCUCUGAAGCCUUUUCCUGUUGAUUCAAAUUCCUCCUGUGGGCAAAAGGUAGGCGUUCUUCUCAAAACAAAACACGUCAGAGUCAUUAUAUCGAGGAAUUACAAUGGGGCCCAAUCUUCAGAAGCAGAUGAAGGACAAAAAGUUCAAAAAGGUGCCCCAAGUGGUCUUAAUGGGCCUGGACUCUGCUGGGAAAUCCACUCUGCUCUACAGGCUCCACCGAGGGGUCAUCAUGGACACAUCGCCUACCAUAGGCUUCAACGUGGUCACCUUGGAACUGAACAAGAAGACGGUGUUCACCGUUUGGGAUGUAGGUGGCCAGGGGAGUAUGAGGUCCAACUGGAGGUACUAUCUGGAGGGAUGCAAGGCGGUGGUGUUCGUGGUAGAUGCCAGUGACAGGACUCGCAUGGAGGAAGCAAAGACGGCUCUGAAGACCAUUUUAAGUGACGACAACCUGGAAGAUGUUCCACUGAUGGUCUUGGCUAAUAAAACAGACCUGCCAAACUCGAUGGAGUUAAAAGAGGUUUGUCAACAGCUGGACUUAGAGAGCUGCACUAAUAGGGUUUGGGAGAUCCAGGCAUGUAGUGCUUUAAAAGGACUGGGGCUGGAGCAGGCUUUCCUGUCUGUGGCCAAACUGAUUCAUAAGCAGUGAAGGAUGAUGGCUUCAAUGGACAGUGCUCAAAUAUAAGGUUUGGGAAUAACCAGAAUUUUAGCUAAAGACUGAAAGCUAAUAAGAAGGAAAAGAUGAUGAGGUAUGAACACUAAAAAAAGAGGAAGUGUUAACAACAAGGACGUUUCAUAGGACCUUUUAAAACAUGGCAC
This is a messenger RNA of Hemibagrus wyckioides, 889 nucleotides long. RefSeq names its product ADP-ribosylation factor-like 11 (gene arl11). Gene Ontology annotation, biological process: vesicle-mediated transport; intracellular protein transport. Gene Ontology annotation, cellular component: cytoplasm. Lineage: Eukaryota; Metazoa; Chordata; Actinopteri; Siluriformes; Bagridae. Gene Ontology annotation, molecular function: GTPase activity; GTP binding. The record is from RefSeq and is a predicted model, not a curated record. Bases 174 to 719 code for a protein of 181 amino acids. The transcript has a single exon.